AAAUCUAUAAUAAAGAUGCAAAGAUCCUAAAGCGAAAGCGAUCGAGUGAAAAAUGAACAUUUCAUUCUAGAUAUAUCGGGUAUCUACUGCGUGGAAUUCAAAACCAAAAAAAGACUUGAAAUUGGAUAUUUCCUCUAGAGUGAAAAAAGGGCGAGAGCACCACAGAAGCUCUGGUUUGAUGAACAAAAUACAACGGUGAUGACAGUUUAUCUUAAUUAAAUUCCAAACGCAGCACAGCAACAGCAAUAACAACAAGCAAAAACCAUAAAUUAAGCAAUGACAAUAGCAACCUGAGUGCUAACCAUAUUCAAUCGAUUAAUUUAAUUUUCACAAAAUUCAUAACAUAUGGAUAUAGUCGUACAGGGCAUUCACUUCAUUUUGUGCACACAGCUCUGGUUGACCGAUGUAAAAAAACACAAUAGCCGAAAUAAUUUCACACUAGACAAUUACAAUUGUAGAUGCGAUAUGUGUUUAUCUUACACGCUUGCACAAACAUGCCGUUUUUUUCUUCAAAUCUGCAAAUAUUGAAACAAUUGCAAGAGACAGAGAGACAACCUGAAUCCAAAUGAAAAAUAUACCCCACAAAUUCUGAAUGUCAUAUCUCCAGUAUUUACGCCACCAUAACCGUGUGUAAAUACAAUUCGCGUGCAACAUUUUCAAAGCGCCUUUGAUUCUCGUGCUCAACAUCAAGGCAUGACAUUCAAAUCGGCUAUACAUGACAGGGCUUCGGAUUUAAACACGAAAUGCGAAGUUCACAUUGAAAUAUGUGCGAUAUGUACAUGUGUGUGUAUGUGUGACUGUUUCGAUGUGCAUGAUGACGACAACAGAAGCGACAACCGCGGCCAAACAACACACGACGUACAUGAGUACACACCGAUUUCAAUUGUGAUCCAGUAUCUUUCGCGAUUUUGGCAAAUAAACAGCACGAAUACCAUUCACACCGCGUUCACAAUUCAAAAAUCAAAAACCAAAUAUUUUAAUUAACUGCGGCGAGAAUUGUGUGUGUCAGCCGAGUACAGUGUAAUUUAUCAUCAAGUGAACAUACGCACACACAAAAACAAAUAAAUAAAUGCAAAUUAUUCCAACAAAAAAAAAUAUAUGAACCAUUUGAAAUAGCAACAAAACGUCUUCUACGUCAAUUCUUCUGCAUAGCAAAUCGUAUUUCAAUUCAAACAAUUUAAAUUCACAUAAAAAAUUAUUAUAAUAAUAAUACAGUUAUAAACAAUUCAAUCCCAACAACUAUAUCAUUACGUUGAACGCACGAUAUUGAAAUAAAAGACAAAUAAAAAAAAACAACCAAUAAAGAGAAUAAACAACAAAGAAGAAAAUUUUAACAAAUCUAAGAAAGCCAAUUGUCAGACGUACAAUAUAAAAGCCAAAAAAAAAGAGAAAAGAAAAACAAGAACUAAUUUUAAAAUUAUAUUAUGGCCGAAGCUAAUUAUCAGGAUGAAGAGCAAAAAUCUGUUUGUCAGCACAGAUGUUCGUUGCCAUCGCCCAUGUUGUCACGCAAUGACUUCAGCAUUUGGUCUGUUCUAAAAAAUUGUAUCGGUAAAGAAUUGAGCAAAAUCACAAUGCCUGUUGUAUUCAAUGAACCAUUAACCUUCCUUCAACGGAUGACCGAAUAUAUGGAAUAUGCGUCACUAUUGCGGCUGGCCUCCGAACAAGAUGACGCCAUUGAACGAAUGAAAUAUGUUGCUGGUUUUGCUGUAUCAGCAUUGGCAUCAAAUUGGGAACGCUUAGGCAAACCAUUUAAUCCUUUGUUGGGUGAAACAUACGAAUAUCAAAAUGAUGAUUUUCGAAUAAUAUGCGAACAAGUGUCACAUCAUCCUCCAGUUUCAGCAUUUCAUGCUGACGCACCACACUUUAAAUUCAGCGGUGCCAUUCAUCCGAAAUUGAAAUUCUGGGGAAAAAGUGUCGAAAUUCAACCAAAAGGCAUUGUCACCGUUGAAUUACCCAGAUGGAGAGAGGCCUACACAUGGUCGAAUGUAAACUGUUGUGUUCACAAUAUAAUCGUUGGUAAAAUGUGGAUUGAACAAUAUGGUACAAUGGAAAUAGUGAAUAAAACUUACGGAAUCAAAGCCGUGCUUACAUUUAAACCAGCCAGUUCGUCGUCAAAGGAUUUACAUCGAGUCGAAGGAACCAUUUAUGAUAGACAGGAAAGAGGAGUUCGUUUCAUUUAUGGUAAAUGGACUGAGUUCAUUAAAUGUACUGAUUAUGAUUCGUAUGAGGAAUACUUGAAGGAACAUUACAUGAAAUUCAAACGAACUGAACGUAGCAAAAGUCCAAAUGAAUCGCCAGCGCAUACACCACGCAAAGUUUUGUCGAAAUUGAACAGUUUGAAAAUGAGCUCAUUCAGAAGCCUAUCAAUACAAGAGCCGGAGGAAACACCCGAGCCAUCCAAUGGUGAUCUUCCAAAAUGUGAUUCACUUUAUUCAAUCGAUAUACCACAAUCAGAAACAAUUUGGGAGGCAAAACCACGGCCACCAAAUACAUCCGAAUAUUAUCAAUUCACGUAUUUUGCGAUGACAUUGAAUGAAAUGCCUGAUGUAAAGCCACCAAAUCGACUAUGCCCGACCGAUUCUCGACUGCGACCAGACGUCCGCAAACUUGAACUGGGUGAUGUCGAUGGUGCUGCAUUGGAGAAAACGCGCCUAGAAGAAAAACAACGAGACACAAAAAAGGCAAUGAAAGGAAGUAAAGGUUGGAGUCCAAGGUGGUUCAAAGCGGCAACUAAUCCGCAUACGAAUCUAACCGAUUGGAUGUACGCCGGUGAAUAUUGGAAUCGUAACUACGAUGAAGUAAAUAUUUUCUAAGCGAAUCCAAAAUCAAUAUUGCAACAGCAAUAAAAACAAACUCAAAUGCAAACACACAUUUUGAAGCAAAUGCUUUUAGGCAAAAAUUGUCAGUCAGCUCAAGCCAGGACACAUACUACCACCACAACAACAAUUCUGAAUUAGUAGCAACAGCCAUUCAAUGUGUGGGAAGAAGCAAAUAUUUUUUUUUAAAACAAUAAAUGUAUUCAAUAACACAUGUUCAAAUAUAUCAAGGAAAUGACCAUCGACAACAAAACAAGUUAAACAAGCCAUUAUAUUACCAUAUAACAAAAACAAAUUCUAUUUAUCUGCUCACAAAUACUUUUUGAAUGUAUAUUGUACGAACAUAUUUUGAUGGUUUAUUCGAAUUCUUAGAAUUUGUAAGUUUGUGCAUUGCCAAUGAAAAUAUUGAUACAAAAAUUAGAAGUGAAUUGAAUGAUUGCAAGCGUGAAUUUGAUACUAUAAAUCUAACUCUACAAAUGCAAUGACAAACACACACACACACACACACACAUUCCACUGAAGCUAAUUGCAAUAGUGCUCUACUUUUGUCAUCUGUGUAUUUGAUUUCGGUUUUGAAAGCAAAUUCGACAGCAAUUCUGUGUGAUGGAGUACAUUCCACCCACCGAUUCAAACACAAUGUAAACUCAAUCUAAAACAUUUCUUACCGACCGUUUUCUUUUGUGUCUUUAAAAAAACAACAACAAAUUACAAUUGAAUAUGGUAAUUUGUAGUUCCGCUUUAUGCACACGCCGUACUUUUCUACCUUCCCCCGCAAAAGUGAUGCAAUGCCUAAUGCGCUCAAAAUGUAUACACCUCAUUCCUGGCUUCUGUUCAAGGAUUCAUAAUCGAAUGACAAAAAUAAAAUUGUGCUAGAAUUUGUCGAUGAUGUGCCAAAUCCAAAGCUAAAUACAUCAACCAAGACAUCAACAUUUGUGAAAUUGUAAAUGAAAUCGGCCACACUUCCCACAAGAGCAAGGGAAAAGGUGCGGAAUAUAACAGCAACAAAAAAAAAAAAAAAACAAAAAAAACCAACGAAA
Molecule: messenger RNA, 3853 nt
Organism: Contarinia nasturtii (swede midge)
Lineage: Eukaryota; Metazoa; Arthropoda; Insecta; Diptera; Cecidomyiidae
Product: oxysterol-binding protein-related protein 1
Exons: 8
Coding region: 1425-2813 (462 amino acids)
Cellular component (GO): intracellular membrane-bounded organelle; membrane; cytosol
Molecular function (GO): sterol binding
Source: RefSeq, a predicted model, not a curated record